Letharia lupina is the source of this 6453-nucleotide messenger RNA. RefSeq lists its product as uncharacterized. Lineage: Eukaryota; Fungi; Ascomycota; Lecanoromycetes; Lecanorales; Parmeliaceae. Gene Ontology annotation, molecular function: protein binding; ATP binding. The record is from RefSeq and is a predicted model, not a curated record. Bases 1 to 6453 code for a protein of 2150 amino acids. The transcript has 7 exons.
AUGGCGAAGAGCUCAACUUUGCUCGCCUUGCUCGAGGCGGAAAAUGAGCCCACGCCAAAGUUCUACAACGAAGCCGUCGGCGACACCAUGAAAAACCCUAAACAGAUCAGCUACCUGGCAGAAGACAGCGUUCGAGACGGUGUCUCCAUACUGCUUACAACCCACAGCCACCGCUUGGCCCACUUUUUCUCCUGCCUACGCUCCUUUGUGCGACCAAUGGCCAAAUCUCUGACUGCAAGCAAUAUUGCGGCGGAGACGGUCAUCUUGCUAGUUUGCAUGCUCCCUAACCUUUACCAGCUCCUGGAGCCUACAGAGGCCCUAAAACUUCUGGUUCCUGCUCUUGAUAUUUGCUUUGGUUCAAUCCAGCGUCCGGAACUACGAGAACUGGCCUCAGUGCUUGCCGAAGCUGGCUCGUUGUUGGAACACUUAUCCUCUGAUCGCCUCGGCAGUGAGAUUCUACGACAAUGGGCUUGCACACCAGGCCCGCUCACCCUCGACGCUCAGACCCUUGAGACAUGGACCCAAAGAUUCAUCAAUAUGGUCUGUUCUUGUAGGAAAGACCAUGACGUUGCGCAGGCAAUUCAGCAAUUGAGCAGCUUGAAAGAUCUCAAAACCUCCCUUCAGAGCAUAAAAACCCAUACAAAGCAUUCUAAAGACGGCUCCAACGGCUCAUCACUGGUGGCUCGACACAAGCUUUUGCCGCUUGGCAAAAUGACCCAACUUAGCAAGGAAGACAAGAAAACUCGUCUCGCCACGCGCCAAAACUUUAACAGCUCUCUCCCGCCUACUCCUGACCACGUCAAGGAUUCCUUGAAAGCUUUCGAUCUACAAAUCCCAGGCUCGAUAGACUCGCUCAUAGACGUCAUCAAGCGCCUUGAGGGCGACAAGACCACUGCAGUUUUGCUCUCGAUUGCAACAAAUUUUCCGUGCAAUCUUUGCAUUCUCGGGCUUGAAUCUUUACGGGAAGCUCCGGAUACAGGGAAAGAUGAGCAAAGCAUCGGAGCUGUGCCUAACCUGCAGAUCGAGAUACCAGAUAGGACAGUCAGACAUUGGAAGGUACUCCUGUCAAGACAAGCGCUUCGAAGUCUGUUGCAUUUGGGUAGCCACGGUCUCGCCCGUCUAGCGACGGAGAAGCUGGAAGCAAUGGAAUCUGGCAACUGGGAGCCUCCAGGUAGACUGGGUGCCGCAUCAAAAUCGCAAUCAACAAGCCUCAAGGUGCCCCUUGGUAGCACUCGUUUUGGGCAGGAUCACUGGAUCCUGUGGCAGAUUGACAUCGAAUUCGAUGAAGAUAUGGAGGCAUUGCAGCAGACGAUAAAAGUGUGGGAAGUGUGCAAAGGAUCUGACGUCUCGAAAAUCAUUGAUCGAGUCAUAUUUGUCCAACGAAGCUAUUCGGAUGAGACUGUCAGUCGCUGCCACCUACACUCUUCUGACCAUGACGGGAAGCAAAUUCCGGCGCCACUUGACGACUCUACUCUACCAUGCGGAAAUCCAGCUAAACAAAUAGUCGACCAGGACAUCAGGAUUGUAGAUCAAGAUACCAUUGAUAUGACUAACAAAUUCUACGCUCUGACGGAGCCUGUCAAGCGCUCCAUCCUUUCCAGUGAUCCAUCCGCCGAGUUCCCUUUCGAGAUAUCUAAGGAGGAAGCCCGAGUGAUUAGCCACGUCCAGACAGCAAGCCUCAUCCUAGGCCGCAGCGGAACGGGAAAGACGACGUGCCUAGUGUACAAAUUAGUCAGGAAGUAUUUGGCUAGCAGGGCAAUACUAGGUGAAAAUCCGGUUCGACAGGUGCUCCUCACACGAUCUAGCUUUCUAGCAGAAAUACUAAGAUCCCACGCACGAAUCCUAAUGAAGAGCCUGUCCUCCAAGUCUUUCACCCUAGAGUCGUCUCAGCAGGACGCACAUCCUGUCUCGAUGAUAGGCGAAGAGGGUUCUGAAAAGGAUAGCGUACUAACUCUGAGAGACGAAUCAUUUCCUCUGGUCUACACAUGGGAUCAUUUUCUACGAGUUCUCGAAAAUACGACGAGGAUAUGGCAUCGUCAGGAUUUUCCCGAGUUGACAGGCCAAAUCGUCGAAUUCUACACCUUCAAAGUGGAAUACUGGCCUCGAUUCUCGCAAACCCUCACAAAGGAAGUUUCAGUCAGUCUCGUUUUUGCCGAAAUCAUGGGUGUAAUCAAGGGUUCGGCUUCGUCGGCGGAAACUCUUGCACCUCUCCGGCGUAAAGAAUACUUGACGCGAAGCUGCCGCAUGGCGCCCACCUUUGCAAUGGAAGCCGAGCGAUCUCAUGUAUAUGACCUUUUCGAAUCGUAUGAAGCUCUGAAGGUCCGUAAGGGAGACAUGGACUAUGUUGACCGUGUUGUGAGACUACUAAGGGCAGUGCGUCAAGAUCCUUCACUGACGAAACAACUGCGAUCUACAUUCGAAGAAGUCUACAUUGAUGAGAUCCAAGAUCAGCGAUGUCUAGAUAUCGAACUUCUCUUGAGCAUUGUCAAAGACCCACGCGACAUCAAAGGAAUGUUUUUCCAGCACUUUGCUGCAGUCAGCACAUCUACAAGACAAAGCGAUCUUGCGCGCCCUGAGCUAUUCACGCUCUCCAAGAACUACCGUUCCCACCAGGGAAUCCUGUCACUCGCUUCAUUCGUGAUGAGGAUGAUAUGGCAAGGCUUUCCGGAAACAGUCGAUAAAUUGGAGCCAGAGAUCGGGAACCUUAGCGGACCGAAACCUGUACUAUUCAUCGGUGUCGACUUCAGUAUCCUCAGUUCGAGUCGUGUUGGUCACACAACACUUUCGGCAGGGACUGCCGACUUUGGCGCUGAGCAAGCCAUCCUCGUCCGCGACACGAAAAUGAAGACAGCUCUUCAAAACCACAUUGGCGACGUGGCCCUAAUCUUCACAAUUCUUGAGAGCAAGGGAAUGGAAUUUAACGAUGUGAUAACUUGGAACCUUCUCACAGACUGCCCAGAUCAGGCAGGACUGAGGAGCCUGGAGACCUUGAAGAAUGAGCCAGCAAAAUUCGACCCGAAAAAGCAUGCGGGCAUGUGUCCAGAACUAAAAAACCUGUACGUCGCAGUCACGAGAGCUCGUAAUCAGCUUUUCAUGGUUGAGGGUUCCGAAACAACAGCGGCAUCGGUUUUGAAGCUGCUCGCCCAUGCUUCCUCGAAACCGCUUGUUGAAGUGACACGACCCGGGCAAGAAGACUUCGCGAUGAGACUUGAUUCACUGCGGCCAGAUUCAUCGGUCGAUCCUGUGGGAUGGCGCCGAAGGGGCGAUGAGUGUAUGCGUAAGCAAAUGUACAAACGCGCACUCAUGUGCUUCCGCAAGGCAGGAAAUGAACAUGGAGAGGCAGUUGCACAAGGCUACAUAUCGGAAAAAGACGCAACAUCUUACGAUCCCGACACUGAUCCCGAAGAGUUCACUCGCCAUCUUGGAGUUGCAGUUGAGCAUUUCCUGAAGGCAGGUUUCAUUGAAGAAGCAGCCAGAGUUCUCAUAAGAUUGAAAAAGCUUGAAGAUGCGGCAAAAUUGUGGGCCCAGCACGAUGACCACGGGAAGGCUGCGCGUCUUUAUGCCAAAGCUACUCUCUACAUGAAGGCUUUUGACAGUCAUCACAGCGCUCGGGAGUACAGUGAAGCUGCUGCAAUGCUACGAAAAGAGAGAAAGUACGAUCUAUUGGUUUCCUACCUGGACGAUAACCACGGAAACAUUCCCGCCAACACAUUCCGAGGCCACAGCCUCCUGUGCAAGCUCUUACUCAAGCAGAACAGAAUUUCACCUGAAUACCGCAAACAUGCGAUCAACGUUCUCGGAUCUUUGGCUGAGCAAGAAGCAUGCUUCAUUGAGUACCGAAUGGACGAACAGCUUGCGAACCUAUAUAUUAGUCAACAGAGGCACAGAGAUCUCUUCCAUCACUAUUCAAGAAAGGGAAAGCUGGAGCGAGCGCUCAACCUUGCAAUAACAGAGAAUCUGUUGCAAUCCACCGCCGAUGGUCUGGAACCCGGGGUGCUAAGGUUGAUAGAUUAUCUCUGGGCCGGUCACCUGGAGAAAUAUUCCCAGCAGCACUCUGCAGCGUCUCUGAAGUUGCCGUCAGGAUUUCUCACGCCCAAUGUCGUACUCAGAGCCGAGCAAUGGGAGACCAGUAAUCUCGUCUAUAACGUGGAAGCCUCCAUCGCUCAUCAGCAUGUUGCCAGUAUAGAGAGUACAGUACCAAAACAAGUCUUGUGUCUUCGAAAGAUUCUCGACGCUACAGCCAUCACCCGGAUAGCCAAUCUGGAUGACUUGCCCUUCGAAAUGAUGCAAGAGGCUAUCAAGUUCGCCAGGGAUCUGACUCUCGACAAUAAUAGCGACGCGCUGAAAACAGUGCUGCUUCUUACCGGCCUAUGGAAGCCAAGAAAUGGCCAAGAAGGUUCCAUCACUUUACCGUGGUCGCCCCUCCGAGAGACUUUGACCCUUGUCAGCAAUGAUGACCCCACCAAAGUCGCGAAGCAAUGGGUUCUCGACCGCCUGGUGUCAGCAAUCUUAGCGUUAGACGUGAAGGCGAGACAUUUGUGGAAGAAGAAGUGGCCAAAAGGCUGUGUGCAGUUCAUGACAGUAGGAUUCUGCCCUAAAAAUCGAAAAGGGGAAAAAUGCGACUGGCCACAUCGCACUGUCAGUGCAGGCGAUUGUUCUGGAAUGCUUGAUGACUUGUUACGGGUGAAUACUAUCUUCUGUGACUCGGCAGUACUCUACUAUCGUCGAUCCAUGAAUGGGAUAUUCCGAGAAAAGUACAUGGGUAUCAAACGCCAUUGGCUAGAACGACUUCUUCGGGAGCUUACCCAUCUCUCCUCUGUGGAACAAAACACUUCAGCCAUCAUGAGGACGCAGGCGGAGCUCUUUUGUGAUAAGAGAUUCAUUGCUGUAUCUUCUUUUCUCGAAGAGUUGCUCUACUUCCGCCUUGGGAAUGAGUGGAAGCAGAGGAGCGAUUUUACCUCUUUGCUCGAACAGAUGCAACUUGCCAAAGCUUUUGGUUCAAGUGUGCAAAACCGUCUUUUCCGAGCUUUGUCACACAGACUGCUCAUUGACCAGAGAGAUCUUCUACAACGUCACUUAGUUCUUUGUAACUCACUCAAAGAGAACAUCGGCCGCUGGAACGCUUCAAUGUUUCAAAACAACCUCAUGACCUUCCUUGGCAAUCUUGACAACAUUGAGGUUCCUGCAUUAUCAACCCUCCAUUCAUUGACUUCCAUAUUCGAGUACUUGGCGACUUACCUGAUACUGAAGACGUGCGUCACAGCAUGUGCGAUUCCCAACUCGUGGAUUGACCUGCACGUUGCAUCGAUCGGCAAGACCUUCCAUACGCUCGAGCCGCUGCAAGAGGACGACAAGCACAGAUACCAGCAAUGCCUUAUCCAAUCAACAAAGAGCUUCUGUCAUAUCCUCAACCGGCUGAAUCAAGCUGCCCCGUCAAAGGAUUUCCUAUUGUGCAGCGGUAACACCCACCCAUCAUUGCUAUUACGGCAACGCAAUGCGGAAUUAGUCGCCAUUGCAGUAGCCAAUUUGGCAGCCACGUCUCGCGAACGGCCGAAUGGUUUCAAUGAUGUAUGGGCCGAAGCUAAAAAGGUUCGCUCCUCAGAGACUAAUUUUUGGUCUCGGCAAGUGCUGACGCUUGCGAACCAGGUCUUUGAAUUUGACUUCAUUAAAGCUUUUCACCUGAGAAGCCGCAACCCUGAUGACCUCACCCAAAAGCUCGUACCUUCAUUCGCAAAAUACAACGGGAAAGACGCUCUUGUGGUGGUAACCAAGGAUCGAAAGAAAGUUUCCGUCUUCACCAAUCUUGAGCACCAGCUCGGCGUAAGGACCGUCCCAUUCGACCAAGUGUGUCCGCGAACACCGCCUCCUGCAGCUACCCACGGUUCCGCCAACACUCCUCCUUCCGCGUGCACGGAUAAUCCACAGGAGGAGUAUACAUCAGCAGAGAUGGAAGCAAUUAUCAAGACUCAACGCUUGUGGAGGUCUUGCUCCCGCAAAAUCAAGAACCGCCGCUCUUACAUGCAACUUCCCGAGGCCCGUGCUAUCGCACACUUCAUCUUCCUGGGCGCUGGACUACCGGGCACGCUCGCCUUCAUAGAUGGAGUUGCCUUCCGACAUGUACUGAUCUCACGGGGUAUGGCAAUGUCAUUGAAACUGGCGGUAGCGCAUGACACGCUGUCUAAAUUACAGCAAGACGCAAUGACAUGCAUCGAGAAAAUGGAAAUAAGUACUGGGUCGUUCGAAUCUGUGGAUGACAUUUUACAUCGGAACAGUCGCGUCGAGAUCUUGUUGAGAAAAGCUGACGAGAAGACGUCUGAUGAGUGCAUAGCGGGAGUGGUGAAGCUGGGCGCACUAUCUGUGUUGGAGGAGGAAAUGAAGGGUAUUGAAGAAAUUGUCGCGGAAGCUGAGCAAGAUAUGUUGGAGACGAGGGAGAUGGUAGACAAGGUGUCCUGA